GUGAUUGGAGGGAAACCCCGUGGAUUCGCCGUGCCGCUCGCGAGGAUCAGCUGUGAGGUGUAGUUAGCUAGGUUAGCAAGCCCCGCCACGGACGUCGUUCUCCCCGUUAGCUAGGUUAGCAAGCCCCGCCACGGACGUCGUUAUCCCCGUUAGCUAGGUUAGCAAGCCCCGCCACGGACGUCGUUAUCCCCGUUAGCUAGCCCUGUCACGGACGUCGUUCUCCCCGUCGCUCACUCAGCUCUUAAGCAGCCAUGGACAAGAGCGAACUGGUGCAGAAAGCCAAGUUGGCGGAGCAGGCUGAGCGCUACGAUGACAUGGCCUGCGUCAUGAAGCAGGUGACGGAGGCUGGUGGGGAUCUGUCCAACGAGGAGCGCAACCUCCUCUCCGUGGCCUACAAGAACGUGGUGGGAGCCCGGCGCUCCUCCUGGAGGGUGAUCUCCAGCAUUGAGCAGAAGAGUGAUGGAGGCCAGAAGAAGCAGGAGAUGGCCAAGGAGUAUUUAGUAAAGAUCGAGACUGAGCUGAAGGAUAUCUGCGACGACGUACUGACUCUACUUGAAAAGUAUCUGAUCCCCAAGGCGAAUCCAGCUGAAAGCAAAGUAUUCUACCUGAAAAUGAAGGGAGAUUACUACCGCUACUUAGCCGAGGUAGCCUCGGGAGAUGAGAAAACGACCAUCAUCGAGAACUCGGAAAAGGCCUACAAGGAUGCCUUUGAGAUCAGCAAGGCCGACAUGCAACCCACACACCCCAUCCGCCUGGGCCUGGCCCUCAACUUCUCUGUCUUCUACUACGAGAUUGCGAACUUGCGUGAACAGGCUUGCAUGCUAGCCAAAACGGCUUUUGAUGAGGCCAUUGCAGAACUCGACUCCCUGAAUGAGGAGUCGUACAAAGACAGCACACUGAUCAUGCAGUUGUUGCGAGACAACUUGACACUGUGGACUUCGGACAGCAACGAGGACACUGAGGAGUGCAGAGAAAAGUGAACCCAUCUCUGCUUCUCCAGGCCCCCUGCCCCCCAGCCCCCACCCUGUUCCCCGACAUCCACCUUGCGUUGUCCCCGCUCGCUAUCCACACCAAGACCACCUCAUCAUCUGGCUUCUGUCUCUGUUUCUCUUUCUUCCUUUCUAUUUUUUUCAUUUCCUUGUCAUGGUGGGUUUUGUUUUUCUUUCUCCAGGGAUCUGUCCACUGGUAGAGGUAGUGGUGAGGAAGACUGGGUUGUGCUUUGGGGUUGGGGUGGCUUUGUGUGUUCCACAGGAGGCUGUAAACAAGCAAAUCUGCUGUUGACCUUCUCUAUGAGGCGCUGUAAUCUGUCUCAUUGAUGGGGAGGUGUUCAGCUGAGAAUGAGCUCUUGACUCCAAGCCUCAGGUCUCUCUUCACAUUGGUCAUAUAUAUUCUGCAUGUCUGUUGGUCGAGGAGUCCGACUACCCUCCAUAGUUGUUAAGUACCUCUGACAUUUUAUAGUCUAUGCUUACAAACAGUCCAGGUCUUGAAGUAGAGAAGUAGCAGUAAUCUGUAGCUAGUAAAGACACAGGAGCUGCUUCACACAGUUCAGUGUCCUGCUAGCAAGCAUGUGCUGGAAAAGGGACACCUUCUGUCUACUGUCACUUUUACAAGUUCAAGGUUUUCCUUAUUUUUCCUUCCCUUGUUAUGGGUGAUCUGCAGAUGUCAUUUUCGUUACACUUUUGUAUCAGUUACGAGGUAAAGAAAACCCAUAAGAUUAAAAAGCACAUAAGCUUGAUACUGUUACCGUAUGACUGCACAAGCAUCAAAACUUUCCUGUGUUAGAAGCGAGUUACUAUUUUUGACCAAUUAUGUUUUGGUUUUUUUUGUUUGUUUUUUUGUUUGUUUUUUUUUUGUUUUUUGAGUUUUAUAAUUUUUGAUACCUGCCUAAGUUGCAUGUGGCUAUAAAGUAAUUAAGGGGGAGUAGGUUGUUACUAUUGGGCUGGCUAGCUUUGUUUCAUGUCUUUUCGGAAUUUCAUACAAAACACCAAGCAUAAAUGUUAUUUGGAGGGAAAAUAUGUAAUUUCAUCCAUGUGGAAUAAAAAGGUAAUAAUUUAA
This is a messenger RNA of Electrophorus electricus (electric eel), 2055 nucleotides long. It is a transcript of the gene ywhabl, whose product is annotated as tyrosine 3-monooxygenase/tryptophan 5-monooxygenase activation protein, beta polypeptide like. NCBI's taxonomy places the organism in Eukaryota, Metazoa, Chordata, Actinopteri, Gymnotiformes, Gymnotidae. The record is from RefSeq and is a predicted model, not a curated record.